Dufourea novaeangliae is the source of this 768-nucleotide messenger RNA. Its product is annotated as U6 snRNA phosphodiesterase-like. Bases 1 to 768 code for a protein of 255 amino acids. Gene Ontology annotation, biological process: U6 snRNA 3'-end processing. The transcript is spliced from 4 exons. The record is from RefSeq and is a predicted model, not a curated record. Lineage: Eukaryota; Metazoa; Arthropoda; Insecta; Hymenoptera; Halictidae. Gene Ontology annotation, molecular function: 3'-5'-RNA exonuclease activity. Gene Ontology annotation, cellular component: nucleus.
AUGUCAGGUUUAGGAUUAAUAAGUACAUACACUUCUGAUUCUGAAGAUGAUGAAGUUAUUAAGGAUAACAAUAAUAAAUCCAAUGAAGUUUCUGAACGUUUACCCUUACCUGGGAGUAUUGCAGCAUGGAAAGGUGUUCCACAUCACGAAGAACUUAGUGAUGAUCCAUCACAACACAAUGGACGAAUAAGAAGUUUCAAACAUGAACGUGGGAAUUGGGCAACCUUAGUUUACAUUGACUAUGAACCUAGUGAGACCAUGCUUUUAUGGAUGCUAUCAGUAUCGAAUGAAUUACCAAUGAAAUGUAAUAUAUUUUCUGAAGAGUUUCAUAUUAGCAUAACAAGAACUUUAAUUUUAAAAUUCCAUUGGAUUGAAUCCUUUGUAGAGGAAAUUAAAAAGUUAUGCGAGCAGACCAAUCAAUUUCGUUUAGAAUUUUUGAAUGUACGGACAUACUGUAAUGAAGAAAAAACACGUACAUUUCUUGGGAUAGAAUGUGUUGAUUACAAAGGAACUUUAGAUAAUUUUGUAAAGGAUAUUAAUAAUUCUCUUGUAGAGUACAAAUUGCCACCUUUUUAUGAGGAUUCUUCAUACCACAUCAGCUUUCUGUGGUGUCUCGGCGAUGAAACAGCAAGUUUAAGCAAUCUUACAUCCUCCUUGACAAAUAAGUUAAAUCACUAUUUAGCUGAACAUAUAGAAGAGAGAUAUAUACACAUCAACAAAGUACAUCUUAAAGUAGGGAACAGAUUAUAUGCAUUCAAAUUAAGGUAA